AAUACAAAAUCUUUAUCAAUGAGGAUGACCGACGUGUCAUUUAAAUCUGUCAAGAACUCAGAAAUGAGAAAAAGACACAAUUGCUCAAGACGAGGAGAGGUCGCAGAAAAGUGGGGCACUUUCUAAAACAAAAGAGGCAACCAUUAGUCGUCCAGUGAGCGAUGUUUCGGAAGUUAAGAAAAUGCCUGCAUCAUUGCAAAUUCCUGCUAUGUUUCGUGUUGAUUUUCAUAGCCUUGUAUAACACAAGAAGAUCAAAUAAUGAUCCGUAUUCGUUAGAACAGAGGGUCCAACAAUUCAGUGAAAAAGAUCAUAAAAUUACACCAUUUCUUCCCGUUAUAUUAUGGUGGACCACUUAUGGUGGGAAAACAGACGACGAUGUACUGUGUGGAGAGGUCAAAUGUCGAGUCAGUGUGAACAGGGCAUUAAAAUCUCACAAAGAUGUUAAGGCUAUUGUUUUUUACGGGACCUCUUUGGAGCUGGCGGACAUGCCACUACCGCGGAAUCCAGACCAUAUCUGGGGUCUGAAACACGAGGAAUCGCCCAAAAACAACGACUAUCUCUUUUCACACGAGGAAAUUGUUUCUUUAUUUAAUUAUACAUCGACAUUCAAACGACAGUCUGACUACCCUCUCCCCACUCAGCACCUUCCUAACUUGGACUACCUAAUGGACAACAUGUUCGUCGUUGAUACUAAAACCAAGUCUGCGUUGAGGAAGACAGAGAAUCUAGCGCCAGUACUUUAUAUCCAAAGCGACUGUGGGGCACCUUCGGAUAGGGAUGAGUUUGUAAAACUUCUCAAAAAGCAUAUCCAAAUAGACUCCUAUGGUAGAUGUUUACACAAUAAAGACCUCCCUGAACACAUCAGAUUUGAAUUUGGCAAAAGUAUGGCUGGAAUGCAUCAUGAUGACUUCCUUAAGCUGGCAGCAAAAUACAAAUUUACCCUAUCCAUGGAAAAUGCUGUAUGUGACGACUACAUCACAGAGAAGUUGUGGCGUCCGCUGAGACUAGGCUCCGUACCAAUUGUCUUCGGUUCACCUAACGUAAAGGACUAUCUUCCUUCAAAUACGUCGGCUAUACUGGUAUCAGAUUUUAAAAGUGCUCAACAACUUGCUGAUUACUUAAAAGAGUUGGACAAAAAUGAUGAAAAGUAUAAUGAGUACUUGAAAUUCAAAUCCCUAAGAAUAGUAGAAAAUCGGAACCUAAUCUCUUAUAUGGAAGAUCGCGAUUGGGGCGAUUUUAGUGCAAUUCAGAAGACUCCGAAAAAGUUCUAUUCACACAUGCAAGGAUUUGAUUGUUUCAUAUGUCGCAAAAUUCACGAAAUACAUCAAGCAAAAAUGCAAAAUAAAUUCCCUACGCCACAUAUAGCAAAUACUGAUCACUAUGGCUGUCCAGCACCAAGACGUUUCGAUGAAGAUGGACAAUAUGGAGUCUUUGAUGAAUGGUUCGCAGAACCGUGGUUUUAUUCGAAAUAUCUGGCAAAGGCAUUCCGAAAAUACUAUGACAGUAAUCAUCUGAAUUUCACACAUGACGAUUUACAGGCUUUGUCAAAAAAACUGCGAAAAUAUAAUCAAAUGGGCAAGACAUAAAAUACUCUUCGAGAGAAGUAAAAUAUAAAAACAUU
This is a messenger RNA of Ostrea edulis (European flat oyster), 1621 nucleotides long. Its product is annotated as alpha-(1,3)-fucosyltransferase 10-like. The transcript is spliced from 9 exons. Bases 162 to 1586 code for a protein of 474 amino acids. The record is from RefSeq and is a predicted model, not a curated record. Lineage: Eukaryota; Metazoa; Mollusca; Bivalvia; Ostreida; Ostreidae. Gene Ontology annotation, cellular component: membrane. Gene Ontology annotation, molecular function: alpha-(1->3)-fucosyltransferase activity.